AGAAAUCAUAACAGGUGACAUGGAAUCAGCCAUGGCUGUGGACCUAAAUCCCUGGGUGGAAUAUGAAUUUCGAGUGGUGGCCACCAAUCCAAUUGGCACUGGAGAUCCAAGCACCCCAUCUCGAAUGAUCCGCACAAAUGAAGCAGUUCCAAAGACAGCGCCCACCAACGUAAGUGGAAGAAGCGGAAGGAGAUAUGAGUUAGUCAUUGCCUGGGAGCCAGUAUCUGAAGAGUUUCAGAAUGGGGAAGGCUUCGGCUAUAUUGUGGCUUUUAGACCCAAUGGAACACGUGGCUGGAAGGAAAAAAUGGUGACAUCCUCUGAAGCUUCCAAAUUCAUUUAUCGAGAUGAAAGUGUCCCUCCUCUCACUCCUUUUGAAGUGAAGGUUGGCGUUUAUAACAAUAAAGGGGAUGGGCCUUUUAGUCAAAUUGUGGUCAUCUGUUCAGCUGAAGGAGCUCCUUUUGCUGAUGACUUGGUUUUGACAUCCUUUUCCCUGAUGCAACCCUGCAGGGCAGCAGUUGGUUACUGGAAAGACAUGGAACAAGAAGAUUCAGCAGAAACAGUCAAAACUAGGGGGAAUGAGUCAUCCAUCAUCCUAACAGGAUUAGAAGGAAAUACAUUAUAUCACUUGACAGUGAGGGCUUACAAUGGAGCUGGAUACGGGCCACCUAGCAGUGAAGUGAGUGCAACCACCAAGAAAUCUCCCCCUAGUCAAGCACCUAGCAACCUCAGGUGGGAGCAGCAAGGCUUUCAGGUAUCUCUGGGCUGGGAACCCGUAACACCAUUAGCCAACGAAUCUGAAGUUAUGGGUUACAAGGUUUUUUAUAGGCAAGAGGGUCACAGCAACAGUCAAGUUAUUGAAACACAGAAACCUCAAGCAGUAGUGCCACUCCCUGAUGCUGGAGUCUAUAUUAUUGAAGUUCGAGCAUAUGGUGAAGGAGGGGAUGGAACGGCCAGUUCUCAAAUCAGGGUACCAUCAUAUUCAGGUGGGAAAAUCACAAGUGCUCAGUCUGCCCUCCACACUCUCUCCACAUCUUCGUCAUCAGUAACGUUGCUCUUGGCAUUGGUGAUUCCUUCAACCUCCUGGUGA
Propithecus coquereli (Coquerel's sifaka) is the source of this 1087-nucleotide messenger RNA. RefSeq names its product contactin-5-like. Gene Ontology annotation, molecular function: cell-cell adhesion mediator activity. The transcript has 8 exons. Bases 20 to 1087 code for a protein of 355 amino acids. The record is from RefSeq and is a predicted model, not a curated record. Gene Ontology annotation, biological process: brain development; cell-cell adhesion. NCBI's taxonomy places the organism in Eukaryota, Metazoa, Chordata, Mammalia, Primates, Indriidae.